CGACGCGCGCGACACACCGCGCCGCACACGAUGCUCACGUUGACGCGCACGCAAAUCACGCUCCCCGCCCGCGCGCCCGCGCGCGCGAGGCGCACGGCGCGCACGGCGCAAAGCGCGCGCGUCAUCGCGCGCGCGCGGACGUCCGCGGUCGUCGAGGAUGAAUUCGCGACGGACGACGACGUCGUCAGACGAGGACAGACGGCGGCUAUGGCGACGGCGGCUUCCAUGUUUUUCGCGGAUCGCGCCGACGCGGCGCAAGAGUUGAUGCAAACCGCGCUCGAUGGACGCCCGCUCAUCUUCUUGGCGGUGUUUGGACCGGUCUUGGGUUGGGUGGCGUAUAACAUUCUCUCCCCGGGGUUGAGACAGCUUGAAAACAUGCAAGCGGUGAACGCAAAGUCGAGCAAGAAGCGCGCCGCCGGCGCGCUGGCGGGCGGCUUGACGGCGAGUGCCUUGAUGGGCAUGCCGGAAGCGUCUGAUGCGGCUCAAAACGUUGCGGAUCUUGCCGGCAUCGAUGGCCGCAUCGCCAUCUUUUUUGUGUUCGCCCCGGUUCUCGGCUGGGUGGCGUACAACAUUCUCGGCCCGGGUCUUCGUCAGUUCGAAGACAUGCAAAAGGCUGCCGCGAAGAAGAAGGGUGUGCUCGCGGGUGCGGGUCUCUCGGCUGCCGCUUUGAUGGGCAUGCCGGAAGCCUCCGACGCUGCGGAACAGCUCGGUGAGCUCGCCGGCAUCGAUGGCCGCAUCGCCAUCUUUUUUGUGUUCGCCCCGGUUCUCGGCUGGGUGGCGUACAACAUUCUCGGCCCGGGUCUUCGUCAGUUCGAAGACAUGCAAAAGGCUGCCGCGAAGAAGAAGGGUGUGCUCGCGGGUGCGGGUCUCUCGGCUGCCGCUUUGAUGGGCAUGCCGGAAGCGUCUGAUGCGGCUCAAGAAAUUGGCACCCUCGCUGGCAUCGAUGGCCGCAUCGCCAUCUUUUUUGUGUUCGCCCCGGUUCUCGGCUGGGUGGCGUACAACAUUCUCGGCCCGGGUCUUCGUCAGUUCGAAGACAUGCAAAAGGCUGCCGCGAAGAAGAAGGGUGUGCUCGCGGGUGCGGGUCUCUCGGCUGCCGCUUUGAUGGGCAUGCCGGAAGCCUCCGACGCUGCGGAACAGCUCGGUGAGCUCGCCGGCAUCGAUGGCCGCAUCGCCAUCUUUUUUGUGUUCGCCCCGGUUCUCGGCUGGGUGGCGUACAACAUUCUCGGCCCGGGUCUUCGUCAGUUCGAAGACAUGCAAAAGGCUGCCGCGAAGAAGAAGUAGACAUUUCGCAAGAGCUGCGUCAAGUCUCCGAUUCACGAACUCGACAACAAACACAUAGUAUUUAGUCCUCCGAGAACGUUGCGCUCUCGACAGAGCAUCGCUCGAAAAUGCAAGCUUGUAA
Molecule: messenger RNA, 1402 nt
Organism: Ostreococcus lucimarinus CCE9901
Lineage: Eukaryota; Viridiplantae; Chlorophyta; Mamiellophyceae; Mamiellales; Bathycoccaceae
Gene: psbY
Product: possible psbY, PSII-Y, photosystem II polypeptide
Exons: 2
Coding region: 31-1281 (416 amino acids)
Biological process (GO): photosynthesis; cell redox homeostasis
Cellular component (GO): photosystem II; chloroplast thylakoid; membrane
Molecular function (GO): manganese ion binding
Source: RefSeq, a predicted model, not a curated record